AGCGGGACGUGGAGGCCGCGCGGUAACGGGCUCUGCUCUCUCGCGCUAGGAGGCCGCGCGGCUCGGGCGGGAUGUUCCACCCGCUGCAGCGGAGGCCGCCCGCCAGCAUCUAUUCCUACUGCGCCCGCUGGGAGGGCCGCCCGGGGCCCGCGCCCGCCCUGUGGAGCCGCUUCCAGUGGCUGCUGGGCUGGUUCCAGAGGGAGCCCGGGAAAUGCCCCGGCCCGAAGAGCCUCCUGUCCCUGCUGGCCAGUCAGUGCAGCUACGUGACCGGCCAGCGGGUGCGGCGGGCUCAGCAGAUCGGGCAGCUCUACGGGAACAUCUACUCGGAGCGGGCGCGCUGGAGCCUCUUCAGCGGCCUGUGGCGCAGGUUCCAGGCCCGGCACGCCAGCGCCUGCAAGCUGAUGGCCGCCCUCACAGGGGUCUUCCUGUGGGAAGAGGAGCGGAUCCAAGAGGAGGAGUUGCAAAGGUCUGCAGAGGAGAUGAAGCACAUGGAGGAAGUCUCCAGGCUGUUCCAUGGCAGCGGGGGAGAGCACCAGAAGCUGGGUCCCAAAACCCAUGUGGAUAUAACAGCCACUCGCGAGGAGCAUCCCUGGGAGAUGGUGAUGGACAAGAAACACUUCAAGCUGUGGAGGCGUCCAAUAGAAGGGACCCACCUGUAUCAGUACAGAGUCUUUGGGACAUACACAGAUGUGACUCCCAGGCAGUUCUUCAAUGUGCAGCUGGACACUGAGUACAGGAAGAAAUGGGAUUCACUGGUCAUCAAACUGGAUGUGAUUGAGAGAGACCUGACCACUGGCUCAGAGGUGAUUCACUGGGUAACUCACUUCCCGUACCCAAUGUAUUCACGGGACUACGUGUAUGUUCGGCGGUACAACGUGGACCAGGAAAACAAUCUGAUGGUGCUGGUGUCACGAGCAGUGGAGCACCCAGGCAUCCCAGAAGAUCCCGAGUUCGUGCGCGUCCGAACCUAUGAAUCCCAAAUGGUUAUCCGACCACACAAGACAUUCGAUGAGAACGGCUUUGAUUACCUGCUGACGUACAGCGACAAUCCACAGACAGUGUUCCCGCGCUACUGUGUCAGCUGGAUGGUCUCUAGUGGCAUGCCAGACUUCCUGGAGAAGCUGCACACAGCGGCUCUGAAAGCGAAGAGGAUGGAGAUCGAAGUGCAAGACUACAUCUCUGCCAAACCCAUUGAGAACAGCGGCAGCGAGGCAAAGGCAAGCAUGCCCGGUGCAGAGCGCAAGAAUGAAGACACCCACAGCCCUGCACAGCUUGAGUACGCCUAAGAGCUGGCUGUGCUUCCUGCGUCAGCACCCUAGUCUCUGCUCCUGGAUCCACGGAGCAGGGCCGAUGGGGAGCUGUGGCGUCAGUGUAGCUACUGGACCUUAGUUCAGCUGUUCUCCUUUUGACUUCAGACCCCUCCUCGCCUCUGUCUUCUGCUGCAUGUGGGGAGAGGAGUCUCUCCCCUGUUUGUUUUGAGCCUUGUUCCGAGCGAAGCUUGGCCAUUGAAACAACAUUGUGUAAUAUCCUCUUUGUGCUGGUGUUUUGUCCCUGAUAAGGGGAUGCCCUAGAAGAAAACCUGUGCGGACAACAUCUCCUCUUCCUUCCCCCUCCCCUUUGAGCUAGUGUUAGGCACAGAUGCCACUGGCUCCUGAAGCUCCAGGGCAGUUCAGCUCUGCAGUGUCAGGGGCGAUGUGUAAAGAACUUUAACCACAAGAUUGGUGUGUUCGUCUGCAGCCAGCCCCAAACGGGUUAACGUGGGUAUGGGUAGGGGGAUGGGAUCUGUGUUCAGUGACAGUGUGUGUGUACUGCUUUGCUCCUCUGCCAUGUGAGGGGAGUGUUCCUCUGCUGGCCAAGCGCCUUUCCCCUGGAGCUGUCCUGGCCUCAGCUGGAAGUGGAGAGCUGUGUCUGGCAGGGGUUGUGGCCUUGCUCAGUGCUGCCCACUGGAACAGGAUGAUGGCUCCCCGGGAAUCAGCACCACUGCACCUGUCACCAUAUUUUUGCCUGUGGUUCCCUGGUGGGAAGAAUGAAGGACGCUUGGCUGCAUUACUACCUGUAGCUCUGCGGCCUGGCGUGGGACAGGGACUUGGUGUCGCUUGGGCAGGGAGCGUGGAUUAGGAGGCCUGGUUCAGCUGCCUUCUUACCUCUGUGGCUUUUUAUUUUGAUUUUUCACUGAGAGGGCCCAGCUCCUGCUGCUGUGAAUGCCCUGACUACCAUAACUAACAAGGGAACAGAGAACUGCCAGCAGCUGCCUCUUGUGCUGAGUUAGCUGCACCUCUCUUGUUGGAUCAAGACACUCCUGCAAUUAUAGCUCCUACCUCUUCUCCCAACACAAGGGAAGCUGGGUAUCUCCCAGGCGUACCAGUAAGGGGAAGCUGUCUAGAUGCAGCCAGGAUGAGGGUCGCUUGCAGCUCUUGCUUUGGUAGGGAGGGGUCUGGAGCAAUCUAGGAAAGUGGUUAAACCUUAAUCAAUGAAUAAGCUCUUGUAGCAAUGGCCGAACUGCAUAUUGGGUCAGGCUAAUUGCAUGUGUUUACCCCAAAGGUUCCCGUUCUGCAGUGUAGUCCCGGUUUGGAUUUAGAGGAGAAACCAAGAGUGCUCCCUGUCCUGUGUUUUUCCUGUUACCCAGAAUGUACUAGCCAGUGUGUUCCAGCCUGGUUCUCCUCGUGAUAAGCAGAGUUUGGGAGAGGGGCUUCUCCCCGUGUCCAGUCCUCACCCUGUGGCGGGGUGGGGAGCGCACACAGUCUAAAUGCUCUUCCAGGGGGCUGAAGCCUCAUGCUUUAACAGACCUAACUGCACCAUCACAGGGAAGGACUCCAUGAAUUCUCCCAUGCUAUAGGGAGCUGCUGUUCAUGGCACUUGCAUAGUGGGGCUCCCUUCUCAGUGCAGGGAGUUGGGGGGUUAGGGCCAGAGCUUUCUGCCACCUCCCAUUCGGGAUAUACCUGGUCCCAGAGGAAACAGAAUUCUGUGAUGAUAGCCCUCAGUGGUCAGGUACCUCCCAUCCCACUCCCUUAUAGCAUGCGGUUUGAAGUCCCAUGUAGGACAGACAGCAUGAGCCAGGUGGGCUCCCACGAACAGAUCCUGCUGUGGUGCCAGAAAGCAACUCUUGCCACCUCCCCUUUCCGUCAAGGGCCUGGCUUCCGUGUGGUACAGUGAGUGAGUGGGAGGGGGCUGAACCCUCAUCCAAGUGCAAUUGAGGGGUGCUGUGUGUUGGAGGCCUCCUGGCUCCUCGGUUCCUGUUUGUGGCCAUUGAGGUCCAUUAACAUAGUCAUUCUGGAUUUGUUACAGGUUCACUCAAACCUGGCAUUUUUAUGAAAGCGGAUGUGUGAAUAAACUUAUACUGGUAAAACACGAGUGGAGUUGCAGCAUCCUUAGGCUCAGAGAGGGAGUGUGGAGCUGGCAGUGGGGUUGGCAAAGCAGAACUCUCACCGUGCCUCUGAGGGCAGCUGGAAGGAGUUAAUUGCCUCUGGCCAGCUGCGUCUCAAAGAUAUGCAGGGUCCAGCUGAGGAGGGGGAAUGUGUCUUCUAAGGAACAACAGCAAUUGAUGCACUGUGAAGCACCCUGCUUGCCAGGAGAUCUAGAUACAGCCUUGUACGUGGAUGGCACAUGUUCUUGCAUGCCAGGUGAGUGGUGUCAGUUCAGGGCAACUGCACCUGUAUUCCCUCUCCAUGAUCUGGAAGGAUACCCACUCUAGGGUCCCAGCUGUCCCUUCUUGGGCAGAGACCUGCCUACCCCUCUCUCCUGAGUGGGCUUUUCCCCUCCCUGCCAGCACAGUUCCCUGCCUACAUUGCACAGAAAGCCAGAUGGCCAUUUCUCCAGUUUGUCCAGAUCAUUUUGAAUUUUAAUCCUGUCCUCCAAAGCACUUCCAACCCCACUCAGCUUGGUAUCAUCUGCCGACUUUAGAAAUGUACUGUAUGCCAUUAUCUAAAUCUGAUGAAGAAAUCAAACAGAAUUGGACCCAGAACCAAUCCCUGCGGGACCCCACUCGUUAUGCCCUUCCAGCAUGACUGCGAACCACUGAUAACUGCUCUCUGGGAACGGUUUUCCAACAGUUUUGCACCCAUCUUAUAGUAGCUCCAUCUAGGUUGCAUUUUCCUGGUAUGUUUAUGAGAAGGUCAUGCAAGACAAUAUUAAAAGUUAGUCAAGAUAUACCUCAUCUACUGCUUUUUUUUUCUCCCCCCCCCCCCCCCCCAUCCCCCAAAAUCCGCUAGGCUUGCUACUCUGUCAAAGAAAGCCAUCAGGUUGGUUUGACACAAUUUGUUUUUGACAAAUCCAUGCUGGCUGUAGCUACCUUUUAUUAAUGUCUAGGCAUUUGCAGAUUGAUUUAAUUGCUCCAUUAUCUUUCCAGGUACAGAAGUUAAGCUGAGUGUUCUAGGAUGCAUUUCAUCAGGAUUGUCCUUAUUUCCCUUUUUAUAGAUUGGAAGAGGGCAAAUCUAGUGCCAGUCUUCAGAAAUCUCUCCCAUAUUCCAUGACUUUUCAAAGAUAAUGGCUAGUGGAUCAGAUAUCUUCUCAGUCAGCCCCUUGAGUAUUCUAGGAUGCAUUUCAUCAGGCCCUGGUGACUUGAAGACAUCUAAUUUGUCCAAGUAACUUGUAACAUGUUCUUUCUCUAUUUGAUCCUACCUGACUUUCACUAUAUUAGAUGUCCAGUCACCACCAACCUUCUUGGUGAAAACUGAAAGGAAGUCAUUAAGCACCUCUGCCAUUUCUACAUUUUCUGCUGUUUUUCCCUCCCUCAUUGAGUAAUAGGCCUGCCCUAUCCUGAGUCUUCCUUGGGGAAAACUCCAGAAGAAAUUCACAAGACCUUCAAUCCCAAGAAUGAUUUCACAUACCUGUGCUGCUUCCUUUUCAGUGAAGAGAACCAGUAGUGUGAACAGAAGUGAAGUUUCUGUGCUUGACCCCUCUAAUGCUGUAAAGAUCGUACCAAAUACUCAUUGCACUGCUCUGUUUAUAAUUGUUAAUAUUAGACAAAGGCAGCAGCAAAUGAAGUUGUAUUAGCAGGAUUUUGUUCCCUGUGCAUGUGUAGAGGUUUUUUUGAGUAUCGUUUUAAAUCCUAAGAUUGAGUUUUUGCCAGUGUAAUCAGUACAUACAACCCUCCCCAUGAGGUAGUACCUCUUUGGAGGUGUUGCAACAUGUGUUAAUAGGCCUAAUCACAAAUUUUGCACCCCCCCCCACCCUAUGACACAAUGGGAAUUUUUGUAAUUUGUAUUAAGCCUGUGUGUGCUUCAGUUUUGCCUGUAUGUGGUAGUGUUACUGAAUGCGUGGACAAGGACUCUACUUUCAGUGCAAGCUCAGAGGCAUAAAACAGCUUAUGUUGACUAAAUUA
Molecule: messenger RNA, 5320 nt
Organism: Gopherus flavomarginatus (Mexican gopher tortoise)
Lineage: Eukaryota; Metazoa; Chordata; Testudines; Testudinidae
Gene: STARD7
Product: StAR related lipid transfer domain containing 7
Exons: 8
Coding region: 72-1286 (404 amino acids)
Molecular function (GO): lipid binding
Source: RefSeq, a predicted model, not a curated record